AUGAUUCUUGAUGGCCUUGAUGGCCUUGAUGGCUGUUCAAUUUCAGUGCUUGAAAGGCUUGCGCUGCAAAUGGUCUACAGCAAGGCCACUGCACAGAAGAUGAAAGAGGUCUUCAAGGAACGACAAAGAUGCCGGCAGAAGGGAGAAGAUUUACCACCUGACUGUGACCCGUUCCUGCUGAAGACCUUUAAGAAGCGCGUUGCCAUCGCCAACCAGUACUUUGCAGAGGUUGUCGAAGAAUGGCAUGCUGUCAAAAGCUCCCCGGGUCCUCGCUGCGUCAUGGUGGAGUAUCCAAUGCCGUUCGAUUGGCAGUGCGACGUACAAGUCUACGAAGCACCGCAACAAAGGUGCAUACACCGUCUGGUGGAUGGCAUGCCAAGCUGCCGCCUGGAGGAGAUCAUGGAGUUGGUUGUUGCAGCUGUGUCUGAAGAUGGACCAGCGCAACGUGCGGGUGUCAAAGAAGGCGACCGGCUGAUCAGCAUUGGUAUGCGCUCUGACUCUUGGAAUUCGAUAGAGGCCAAUUGGGCUUACCCGAGACAGCCAGUCCAGACCUUGGCCUUUGAGGUUCGUGAUCCUCUGGAUGAUGAGGGUGGUUUGUCCAAGCUGCUACGUGCUGCUGGUGGUCCUGGGCAGGGUGAAGAGGAUUUCUCUGCGUUUGUUUCCAUCCUGGGUAAGCCUGGAUGCGACACUUCAUUGGAGCGGGCAGCAUGGGAGGCGGUGCAAAGCUUUCAAUGCCGGAGAAGGCAGCGCUGCACUCGCCAGGAGGUACUGGUGGCCUUGCAGAUGUCAGGCCAAAGGGAGACUAUUCCAACUCUGAGCUUCCUGUGGCGCGAUGCAGAUCUUUUGUAG
Molecule: messenger RNA, 849 nt
Organism: Durusdinium trenchii
Lineage: Eukaryota; Dinophyceae; Suessiales; Symbiodiniaceae
Source: the annotation of a GenBank genome assembly